Messenger RNA from Camellia sinensis, 2857 nucleotides. RefSeq names its product protein LONGIFOLIA 1. Lineage: Eukaryota; Viridiplantae; Streptophyta; Magnoliopsida; Ericales; Theaceae. The record is from RefSeq and is a predicted model, not a curated record. Gene Ontology annotation, biological process: regulation of monopolar cell growth.
AAAACCAAUUUAAUUUGUCAAGCCCACCACCUCUCCCACUUCGUCCACCCUCUGCGGGAGUUGCAGCAGAUAAAGCAAAAGCAUUCAUAUAGAGAGAUAGAGAUAUGUAGGAGAAGACAAUAAUGAGAAAUUAAGCUAAGAGAGUGGGAGACUGUGAAUUGAUGAAUAGAGAGAGAUAAAGAACUUAACUGGAAGUUACGACGAUCGCCGGAAAAUGACGACGGGUAUAAUCCAUGACCAAAAUCUGGAGAAGCACAUAGAGAAACAGAUGGGUUGUAUGGCUGGUUUUUUCCAGCGCUUUGAUCGCAACCACAUUUUGACAGGAAAGAGACUAUACGCCACGAAGCGUCUACCUCCCACAGCGGCGGUGGAUUCCCUGGAUUCUGUUGGAUCGCCGGCGGUUUCCAUUGAAUUGGAAAAGCCACAGCAAACUAGAGCAAUGACGUCGCCGAGUCCUGACCGUUUGAAAGUUUCUCCGGUAACGGAGAUGAAAUCUCCGACGGCCAGUGUUGUGACUCCGGCAAAAUCGCAGCUUCCUCUUCCUCUUUUUGAAUUCAAAGAGGGGAAUAGGUCUUCGUGGAAGUUCUGCAAGGAAACUCCGAGACUAUCUCUGGACAGCAGAGCAAUUGUUGAUGCGAAGGGAAGUCUUUACCCGAAGGAGAUCCGAACAAACACAGCGAUUAUAUCGGCGAAUCGAUGUGACGACUCUGAAGACGGAGCAGAUGGUGACGACAAGCGUCGAUCUCCGAGCGUCAUUGCGAGGCUCAUGGGACUCGAACAAUUGCCUCAUUCAAAUCCAGAGCCUAUGAUGAAGGCAGAGCUACGAAGAUCUGCCUCUGAGUCUAGAGUUUCAAAAGAUCUGUUUCAGUAUCGAUUCAUUGACGGUAGCUACGUCCAGCAAAAGCAAUCGAACCAAUCGCAUUUUGUUGGAGGUAAUACCAAUAUAUCGAGCAAUGUCAUACGAGACAAUGGAGGAAUAGAAAACAGCAAGGCCUCAUUCAAUGUUAGAUCAGCAAAUCCAAUGAAAUACUGUAGAAGAAAUGCAAAGUCAGAACCACAAAAUCCUCCGUACAGAGGAGGCGUAGGUAUAUCGCCAUGGAAAUCGCCUCAACAGAGGAAGAGUUUUUUCGAUUCAGAGGACUCUUUUCCAGAGCCAAAGCAGACAAUGUCAGUCUAUAGAGAGAUUGAAAAGAGACUGAAGAUGAGAGGUAUCGACGAGCCAUCGAAGGAUCUCGAAACCUUGAAGCAAAUCCUUGAGGCUCUGCAACUCAAAGGACUUUUACAUUCGAAGCCUCCAGAACAAAUCCGCCACAGAAACCUCGCGUACGAGCGAGAGGAAUCUCCCAUCGUUGUCAUGAAGACCUCGAGAUCACAAAUUCUUCCAAUCAACAGACGAUUCGGAAACGAUUCGCCUCCGGCGACUUUCAGAAACAGAGCCGGUGUUCGCCGGAAUCUCAGUAACAUCGGCGAAACCUCGCCGGAGAUUGAUCGGAAUGUACGGAACCAAGGCAAAGCUAGAAAUUCGAGCUCGCCGGCGAGAAGAAGAUCGUUGAUCGUUGAGACGCAGAGGAAGACAAACGAGUUCUCAGCGCAGCGAAGAGUUUCUUCGCUUCAUUCCCCAAAGCUUAGCCCGAAGAGUAUUGGAUCAAAUCCAACCGUCACAACUCGAUCACCGAGAAAUAGAAAGCCAACGGCUGAGAUUGAUCAAAAGGAAAAGAUUGCCAUUUUUGUAGAGGAUGAAUCAUCCUCUAUUUCCGAAAGCAGUGUCAGUACAUCUUCCCAAACUGAUACAGAGAAAUGGAAGAUGGAGGAAUACAAGGAGGGGAGGAGUCUGCUAGAGAGGUGUGAUAAGCUGCUUCACAGCAUUAUGGAAAUCACUGCUGCGACCGAGUUGCAACCGAGUCCGGUCUCAGUGCUUGACUCGUCGUUCUACAAGGACGAGUCGUCCUCUCCUUCGCCCGUCAUGAAACGAAGCAUUGAUUGCAAAGAUUUUGAAGAAGAGAUCUGGAGCCCUGCAAUUUCACCCAUUCAAUCGAAAUGUGAAUGUAAAUCAGACGACUGUGAUUUCCUUUACAUCUCAGACAUUCUUCGGGCUUCCAAUUACCUCCCUGAAGACUGCGAUAUAUUCCUAUUACUAGAGAAGCAACAGUAUCUCCAAGGGAAGGACACCUCCGAAGUGUCAAGUCUCCAAAGAAAGCUGAUCUUUGACACCAUCACCGAAAUUCUCAACCGCAACAGACAAUUGCCUCCGUGGAAGCUCAUUUCAUGCUCGAAUUCCAGUGUCGCUAAGCCUUCACUACGUCAAAUUUGGUCAGAAUUUCAAAGAAUUCGAGAACGAGACAAUGCAGAGGAAUUGUGUGAUAUAAUUUGCAGUGUUUUACGGAAAGACUUGGCCGGAGAUGGGAUCAAUGGGUGGGGAGAUUGCCCAGUGGAGAUGUCGGAGGCAGUGUUGGACAUCGAGCGGCUGAUAUUCAAGGAUCUGAUUGGGGAAACAAUCCGAGAUCUAGCGGCAUUUGCAGGAAAUAAUAACGUUGUCUCAGCGCCUCGCAGGAGGUUGGUUUUCUGAAGGACAUGGCAAAAAAUUGGAGGCUUCUGUUAUUUUUCGCGCGCUUUCUUUUGUCUUUUAAAUUUUACUUUCCACCUUUUUUUUUAAUUUAAAAAAAAAGUUUGGGAAAUCUGAAAGCUUGGCAAAUAUUGUGGGCUGCUUUUGCAAAAAUCUGUGAAAAAAAAAAUAUUGGGGGGAUUGAAAAUGUCAAGGAAGUGCAUGUGUGAGCUUUCAAGCAUAAAUGGACUUUGUUUUGUUUUUUAGUUUGUUUCAGUCAUUAGUUCCGUAAUUAAAAUGAUAAGUUUUAAAAAA